AUGGCCUCUAACUCUGAUCUUGGAGUCGUUCUGGUCGUCGGCGGCUGUGGCUACCUAGGCUCCAAUCUGGUCAAGAUGCUACAGGAAGAGCCAACAUGCACAGCUAUUCACGUUAUCAGCCGGACACCGACCCAGAACCUGCAUCCAGGCGUCACCUACCAUGCAGGAGACAUCAGCGAUGCCCGGCAGGUGGCUGACCUCUUCACAAAAAUCAAUCCACGUGUCGUCUUCCACACCGCCUCGCCGAAAGACAUUGCCCCAGAAUCUCUUCUGCGCAAGACGAAUAUAGAGGGCACACGCAACCUCCUCAAGGCUGCUCGUGAAACGAAGAGCACGCGCGCUUUUAUCUACACCGGCUCAGACUCUGCGCUUGAGCAAAUGCCCGGAGUCAAACAGACAGAGGAAACCGCCAAGCUCUACACUGAGCGCAGCAAAGAUGCCAAUCCAUACGCCAAAUCCAAAGCCAUUGCCGAUGCUGAGGUGCAGGCUGCGAACACAUCGCUGACCCUGACCACCGCUGUCAUACGCAUCCCUGGACUUUAUGGCGAGAAUGACGAUAACUGCGUGGGCACGUUGCUGGAGACAAUCACAAGAGGCGAACACAACGUGCAGGUCGGCGAUAACAAACCAAUCUUUGAAUUUGUCUACGUCAAGAAGGCCUGCGAAGCACAUAUUCUGGCAGCCAAACGAAUACUCGAGGGUCGUCUCAACGGCGGCCAAGCUUUCUUUAUUUCCGACGGCGUCAGUCUUCCCUACUUUGAUUUUGCGCGGAAAUUGUACGCUGGCGCCGGUCAUCUGGUUCCGCCAGAUCAAAUAAAAGUCAUGCCGCUCUGGCUCGUGGUUGGUAUCGCGAAACUUGGUGAAUGGCUCUACUGGGCUUUUACUUUCAAUACAAAAUUUCCGAAAAUGCGCAGUCAGCGCAUUAGAUACCUUGCUGGUGGUUGCCAAUGGGAUGUGAGCAAGGCAAGGGAACAGCUGGGCUACGAGCCGGUGACAGACCAAGACGCAGUUCUCAAGAAGGUUGCGCAAGCGGAAAGCAUACGCUUAGGCAUUAAGAACAAGAGGAUACCAACUGCCAUCAACAUGGGGCAUCAUGCACAAGGUCAAAUCGAGCGUAUUCUUGACCGAGGUCGCUCAUUGGUCGAUCUCUCCGCUGAUGGUGUUAUUGAGCUGAGGCGUCACUCUGAGCAGUCUAUUGCUAUCGACAAGUUCAAGGUCUCUUCUGCAUAUAACGACAUCCGCGGGGGCCCAGGAUGGAUUCAUGAAGAUGCAGCUGCCUUGAUUGGUAAAUUUCUAGGGCUAUUACGAGACAGGUUGAGUGCCGCUACUGACUCGCGCUACUUCUUGACUGGAAGCAAAAAUUGUUUAUUGGCCGGCGAAUCCGACUGCUCUUCAAAACAAGCAGAUGCGUCUCUCAUGAAGUCUGGAACUAAAUGGCCAGUUGUGGCUCUUGAAGUUGGCAUUUCUGAGACUACGACGAAGCUCUAUGAUGAUGCAAAUCGAUGGUUAAAAGGCAGCAGUGGUCAAACCAAACAUGUUAUACUUGUCGAUGUUCAGGAGAAAGGGAGACCGGAUACUUCGAACGACAAGUGGGAUCUAUCUGAGGUUGACUUUCUGGAGACCCGUCGUGACAGGCUCUCUGAUCAUAUACUCCAAUGGUAUCAGUCUCAGGGAAUUCAGCUUGUUGGUAACUUCAAGCUAUCUGUACAUUUAUGGUACAGUGACAAAUACAGGCAAUGUAUCCUGAAUGAGGCCGCCUUUUCACCAGGCAAAUUAAUCGACCUAACAACCAUCCAGGAUGCUCCUUUUGAGAUUGGACUAUCUCAUGCCUGA
Messenger RNA from Talaromyces stipitatus ATCC 10500, 1833 nucleotides. RefSeq names its product NAD dependent epimerase/dehydratase, putative. The transcript has 6 exons. The record is from RefSeq and is a predicted model, not a curated record. The coding region runs from base 1 to 1833 and encodes 610 amino acids. Gene Ontology annotation, molecular function: 3-beta-hydroxy-Delta5-steroid dehydrogenase (NAD+) activity. Lineage: Eukaryota; Fungi; Ascomycota; Eurotiomycetes; Eurotiales; Trichocomaceae. Gene Ontology annotation, biological process: steroid biosynthetic process.